Mytilus californianus (California mussel) is the source of this 12634-nucleotide messenger RNA. RefSeq lists its product as uncharacterized. NCBI's taxonomy places the organism in Eukaryota, Metazoa, Mollusca, Bivalvia, Mytilida, Mytilidae. Gene Ontology annotation, molecular function: protein binding. The transcript has 73 exons. The record is from RefSeq and is a predicted model, not a curated record. The coding region runs from base 1 to 12588 and encodes 4195 amino acids.
AUGGCAAGAUGUUCAACAAAGGCGGAUGUAACGUUCGUUUUAGAUUCCUCAGAUACAGUCGGACAAACAAACUUUGCAAAGCAAUUAACUUUUGUUAAAAAUACAGUGAACAAUUUAGACGUAGGUAGAGACAAAGUAAGAAUCAGUACUGUGACGUUUAGUUCAGGUGUGCAUAAUCAGUUUUUCUUGAACAAUUAUGCCACCAAGACUGACGUGAUGAAUGCCGUCUCCGGGAUUCAAUAUCUACCAGGAAGUACAGACACUUCAGAUGCUCUAAAAUACGUCACGCAGACAUCAUUUACCCCACAACACGGGGGUAGAGGUGGUAUACCACACAUCAUGGUAUUGGUGACAGAUGGCCCAUCAUUGACCAGGGACAUAACUAAACUUCAAGCACAAACAGCAAAAGACAACAACAUUGCGAUCUACACUGUUGGAGUUGGUCAUGGUAUUGACCUUGAUGAACUGAAGUCAGUCUCAAGUGAUCCAGACUCACGCUACUUGCUAACAGCUGACAACUACGAUUCACUCAACAGUCUUUCAGAAUUGCUGGCAACAAAAAUGUGCAAUGGUUGUUUACAGAAAGCCGAUCUGGUCUUCAUGGUUGAUUCAUCAAGUACAGUAGGAAACCUCAACCUAGAAAAAACAGAAAACUUCAUCAAAAACUUCGUAACAAAAUUAAAUGUUGGCAAAAAUGCUGUUCAUGUAGGACUUGAACAAUACGGAAGCCGUCCAUCAUCUGAAUUUGCUCUGCGUAUGUACGACAACAGAUAUGAUGUCUUAAAGGCUAUUCAUGGAAUGCAGUUAAUGGGUGGCGGUACCAACACAGGAGACGCUAUUGAAUUUGCCAAAACUACGAUGUUCUCGCCGGCAGCAGGUGCCAGAUCUAACGUCCCAAGAAUAGCAAUCAUGGUGACCGACGGUGGUACUUCAGAAACCGCAGCUGCCAUUAAUCAGGCAAAUGAGGCAAGAGCUGCCCAUAUCAGUAUGAUUGGAGUUGGUGUUGGUGGUCUAGUCAACAUGCAGGAAUUAAACAGUAUUGCAGAUAAGCCAUCUGCAAGUCAUGUGAUCACCGUACGAAAUUACGACGAAUUGGAAAGUAUUUCUAACCAACUAAUGACUAUGACAUGCGGAAAUUACACUUCAUGCACUGAUAAAAUCAGUAACUGUCAGGAAUAUGGAUCCAAAGUGUGCACUGACUACAAACAAUGGUCAGAAGUAAACUGUCGAUCAUUCUGUCAAAUCUGUUCAUAUAAAUACGCUGUAACUGAGACUUGUGUCGAUCAACUGGGUAACUGUGCUAGCUACGGAAAAGGUUCCUGUACAUCGUACAAACAAUGGGCUCAGGAUAACUGUAAACAAUAUUGUGGAUUCUGCACUUCUACAGCAGUAACUGGUGGAUUUUACAACCGAUGUGCCUACAAAGGCAAAUCCUACACUCCGGGACAGAAAUGGUAUGAUGGAUGUGAUUAUGAGUGUGUUUGUCAAGAUGGAGCCACUGGGCGUUACCAGUGUUAUAAUAGAUGUCCAGUAUACUACAACCUACCAUCUAUGUGUACCCUUGUUAGAAAGCCAGGAGAAUGUUGUUUACAACCCGUCUGUAACUUUAAACCAGCCAUUCAGAAGUUUGAAUCAUCAGGGAAAGGACAAAAUCAGUUUGGAAUUGAUGUCUGUGUAUAUAAAGGAAAACAGUAUUACCAAGACCAGAGUUGGACUGAUGGAUGUGACUUCCAGUGCACAUGUACUGCUGCUAAAACAGGUCUCUACCAGUGUGAACAAUUAUGUCCAUCCUAUUCUGUUCUCCCCCAGAUCUGUCAUUUAGAACAGACACCAGGACAAUGUUGUAAGAAACCAGUAUGUGAGUUUACACAGCAAGCUGGUACCUUCUCUGGUAACGGAAUGAUCAGUGGAAGUGGAAUCAGUAAGUCUAGAACUGCACCAUUUUCUGGACCUUGUCUUGACUUGUUAACCUGUUCUAACUAUGGUAGUGAUGUAUGUACUACAUACAAGGACUGGGCCAAGAAAAACUGCAGAAACACCUGUAACUUCUGUCCAAGCUCACAAUCUUCAGGACCAAAUGAUCAUUGUGUAUAUGAUGGAAAGUCAUACAAACAGGGAGAAGUUUGGGCACCAAAAUGUGAUGAGAGAUGUUCCUGUGAAAAUGCUAAAUAUGGUUAUUAUAGAUGUGUCAAUACAUGUCCCAGUUAUACUAACUUGCCAUCAGGAUGUAACCUGAACAGAAGAAAUGGUGAAUGUUGUCUCAAAGUACAGUGUACCAAUGGAGUCUUUUUGCAAUCUGCCACCAGCAGCUAUUCUCUGGGUGGAGGUGGUGGAAUUCAAAUUGUCAAUCAGAAUGGAAAUGUCUUCCCCAUACCCACACUGGCUGGUGGUUAUAUCCAAGGAGGCGGAUCAGGAACAGGGAUGCUCCCACCCACAAUAGAUGGAUGUCUUUAUAAUGGACAAGUUUACUCACAAAAUCAGGCAUGGAUGGAUGGAUGUUCCAAAUACUGUGUUUGUGUAGACGCUACUAAAGGUCAAAUGUCAUGCAGAGCAAGAUGUCCAAAAUAUAAUAACAUGUCACCAACAUGUGUCAUGAGUACUGACCCUAAUGACCCUUGCUGUUCUGCUCCAAAAUGCACCUUUGAUGCAAAUUUGGGAAAAGUACCUCAACCACUUCCAGCAUUUGGCCAGUCUGCACUCACUAACUCAAUAGUCUCUCCUCAGACAGGAGCAAGUGAACACAAUGGUUAUGGAAGGACAAUAAUCCCCUUGUUUAAUACAGCAUACACACCAGCACCUCCCACUGUUGACCCUGGAAAAAUGUCAGCUGGAGGAUACUGUGACUACGGAGGAAAACGAUACAAUGUAGGACAGAAAUGGGACGUAGGAUGUCGGUAUAACUGUAUAUGUGAUGAUGGAAAAUCAGGUCAUUACACAUGUGUAGAAAAGUGUGUUCACUACAAUAAUCUACCACAAGGUUGUUUCCUAAUUCAAGAUUCGGCUAAUCCAUGUUGUAAAGUUCCACGAUGUAACGUACCUCCAAAAUAUGAAAUACUCACAGGAGUCAGAACAACACCAUCAGCAAGAACUGGUGUGUGUACAUACAAAGAGCAAUAUUACCAACAAGGACAAACUUGGUAUGAUGGUUGUAGUUACAGAUGUACCUGUGAAGAUGCUGAGAAAGGCAUAUACAGAUGUCUAAGUCGUUGUCCCGAAUAUCCACUCAGUCAUGGUUCUGAAUGUACACUGAUAUCCGAUCCACGUGACCCAACAUGUUGUCAGAUGAGAGUAUGCGGAAUUAAAAAUGGAACAUCAGGGAACAAUUCACCAAAUCCAACUCCAGCAAGAGUUCCACCAGCAGUAUACCAUGGAAUAGAAACAAAUUUCCAAGGAAAAAGUGGUGUAUGUAUUUACAAAGGUCAGGCUUAUAAACAGGGAGAUAUCUGGCAAGACGGUUGUGACUAUACAUGUACAUGCGAGGAUGAAAUAAAGGGAGCUUACUCUUGUACAGAUAGAUGCCCAGUUUACAUCAAUCUUCAACCUGGUUGUGAAAUGGUCAGAGACUUCAGUAAUCCAUGUUGUAAGAAACCACAGUGUACAGUUACUGGACCCCCACCUACACGUAUCUACCAUAAUGUACCAAAUCUUCCAGUAACAUUGAAGCCAGAGCUACAAUACUGUGUAUAUAAGGGAGUAAGCUACUUACAAGGUCAGGAAUGGGAAGAUGGAUGUAGUUUCAAAUGUCGAUGUGAUGACUCAAGCAGAGGAAUAUACACUUGUAAUCAAAGAUGUGCCUCAAUUGAUCAAAAUAUUCAAGCUGGAUGCACAUUGAGGACAGAUCCUAGAGAUGCCUGUUGUCUUGCACAAUUCUGUGUACAAACAACUCCACAACCUCAACCAGGAGUAUCCCACGGACCGACACCAGUACCAACACUGAAACCAAACACCUUUACAGGACAGGUCUAUCUUCCAACACCUUCACCAAUACCAGGCCAACCAACACCAACUCCUGGUAGAUUAGGUGUUUGUAUAUAUAGAGGUCGCCAGUAUUCUCAAGGUCAAACAUUUGAUGAUGGAUGUGACUUUGAUUGUGUUUGUUUCAAUGCAAAUGAAGGAAAAUACAGAUGUUCUCCAAAACUUGUCAAAAACCCAAGAAAACCCUGUUGCCAGAUACCUGAAUGUUAUAAUUUACCCACUCAAAACCCAACUCAGCCAACUCCAAGUCCAACUCCAUACACUGGUCAGCCAACUCCAAGUCCAUCUCCAUACACUGGUCAGCCAACUCAACGUCCGACUGCAUACCAUGGUCAGCCAACUCCUAGACCAACUCCAUACACUGGUCAACCAACUCAAAGUCCAUCUCCAUACACUGGUCAGCCAACACUACCUCCACGUGUAACACCACAACCUCUUCCACAACAGACAGUUCAACCAACACAACGACCAACUCCACAACCACAACCAACACAGCCAAUAAAUGUAUGUGUUUACAAAGAAAUUACAUUUGAUUGUAAUUUUGUAGAUGUAUGUGUUUACAAAGGCAUUGCCUACUCCCAAGGACAACAGUGGUAUGAUGGAUGUGAUUACUCUUGUGUUUGUGAAGAUGGUAUUACUGGUGUAUACAGAUGUAACAAUAGAUGCCCUACAUUUGCACAACAGUCAGAUCCAAGCUGCACAUUACAGCCUGAUCCUACAGAUCCACUGUGUUGUAAAGUUCCUGUAUGUACACCAAUACCAGGUCAGACACCAAUACCGGGUCAUACUUAUCCACCAUACCAAACACAGCCACCAAAGAUUUUCUCUGGUGGUGUUGCUACCCCCGCUCCAACACAAAGAACAACUCAAAGACCUAAUAUUAACGUUAAUCCAAAAGUGACACCAACAUUCUACCCACCAGUUACCGUAACUUAUAGGCCAGGAGAAACUCCCAGACCCACACCUUAUCCAUUACCAACGCAACCAAAAAUAUCCACACCAGCACCAUUACCAACAGUCACCCAACCACCAAUAUAUAAAAGUAAUUAUUGUAUAUACAAGAGUAAAACCUACAGCAAGAACCAGAGAUGGCAAGAUGGCUGCCAGUAUGAUUGUAUCUGUUUAGAUGAUCAAGGAAAUUACAGAUGCACAGAAAAAUGCCCAACAUACUCAAAUCUACAACCAGGAUGUCGAUUGAUAAUGGAUUAUUCAAAUCCUUGUUGUCAGAAACCAUACUGUCCACCACCAACCUCUCCAAAUCCUCUCACCUUAACACCACCACAACCACAAGUCUUUGUUUCAACAAAAAAACCAACAUACUGUGUAUACAAUGGUGUACAGUUUAAACAAGGUCAAACUUGGAAUGAUGGUUGUGAUCUUCGUUGUAUCUGUGAAGACUCCAUGACUGGUUUCUACAGAUGUGAUGACAGAUGUCCACAAUGGCCACAGUUACCACAAGGAUGCAGUCUAACCACGGAUCCCAAUGAUGUUUGUUGUAAGAAACCAAUUUGUACACCAGAUGUCAUGACACCUCCUACAUUAUAUGUACCAACCCCAAAUCCAACAUCAUAUCCAAACCAACCGACACCAUCGCCACAACCAACACAGCCACCAACUCCCUACACAUUUACACUACCUACACCAAUCAAAACAGGAUACUCAGAGAAUUGUAUGUACAAGGGAGUAGCUCAUACACAGGGACAGAAAUGGGAUGAUGGAUGUUCAUUGGAGUGUGAAUGUAUGGAUCAGAGGACAGGAAGAUACAGGUGUUCCAGCAAAUGUCAAGAUUACUCAAACUUCCCAAGACCAUCUUACUGCCACCUGGUCUCAGAUCCACGAAACCCAUGUUGCAAAGUAGUACAGUGUAAUCCAGUUGUGACUCCUCAACCAACACCACGACCAAAUCAACAAACAGUAUCACCACCAUUAGGACAAACAAACCCUCCGACACUAUAUCCUGGACAACCAACACAAAAACCACCCGUUGGAACCCUAUCUCCAAAUGUUAAUCCUACACAGCAGCCAACACGAAAUCCACCAUUUUCUCAACCAACUCCAUCUCCAACACCACAUGUAUGUGUAUAUAAGGGUGUGCCAUACACUCAAGGACAGCAGUGGUACGAUGGCUGUGACAAAGUAUGUAUUUGUGAAAACGGUAUGACAGGUUAUAUACGAUGUCGUCAGAGAUGUACAACUUACGACAGUAUUGCUGCAGGCUGCACAAUGGUUCCAGAUCCAAAUGAUCCAGUCUGUUGUCAGAUACCAUCAUGCAUUCCUCAAAAUCAAACUCCAGGACCUUCUGGUUCACCAGUGAUUUUCACAGCCCCAACAGGCAAGGUCACAGGCUUUGGUACUGUCACACCACAACCAACACGAGGACCAACACUUAGACCUAACCUUGUGUACACACAAAAACCAAACCCACUUAACACACUACAACCAGGAACUGGACCAACUCAGAGACCACAAAUUGGUAUUACAUUUAAUCCAACUCCAAGUACCAAAGCUCCAACACCAGCACCAAGACCAAAUUACUGUGUUUACAAUGGUGUUCAGUACAAGACUGGACAGAAAUGGCAAGAUGGCUGUAAAUACAACUGUGUAUGUGAAGAUGGUAUGACUGGAUUUUACACUUGUAGUGAAAGGUGUCCAACUUUCCCAGCAGCUCUUCCACCAACAUGUUCCCUUACACAAGAUUCAAGAGAUUUCUGUUGUAAAACAGUUGUAUGUGAUUCACGGAAGACAACACCAUUUGUGCCCUUUGUUGCUCCAACUCAAGCACCAACAUACAAUCCACUGGCACCAUCAACUACACCUGGCACAUAUGGCCCAUAUCAAAAGAUUACAUUGAAUCCAAACCCAACUCCACCAGCUUAUUGUGUCUACUAUGGUGUUCCAUACAAACAGGGACAGACAUGGGACCAGGGUUGUGAGAAGAGGUGUCGAUGUGACGAUGCUACAAAUAAUUAUUACACCUGUUUUGACAGAUGUCCUUCAUACCCCAACCUUCCUUCAGGUUGUACAAGAACAACAGAUCCUAACGAUGUCUGUUGUCAGAUACCAUUCUGUCCAUCACCACAACCAAACAUUCCAGUGACUUAUUCACCACAGUUCCCAUACACUGGUCUUCCAACACGGGCUCCAACACCUUACCAUGGCCCUCCAACUCAAACGCCAGCACCAACACCAUACACAGGACAACCAACUCGAGCACCAAAACCAUACACAGGACAACCAACUAAUGCACCAAAACCAUACACAGGACAACCAACUAAUGCACCAACAACAUCCAGAUACCAAAUACCAACAUUGCCUGCUGGUGUCAUUGUAGGUGGUAGUCCCAGUCCAAAUCCACAAUUCGGGGGAUUUACAAAUGCCCCAUCUAAAUACUGUGAAUACAAAGGAGUGCGGUAUACUACUGGACAGAGAUGGCGGGAUGGCUGUGAUUACAACUGUGUUUGUGUUGAUGGAAUGUCUGGUGUAUACCAAUGUAAUCAGAGGUGUCCAAAAUUCCCACAGUUACCAGCAGGAUGCAUCAUGGUAACUGACCAGAAUGAUGCAUGCUGUCUUGUACCAGAUUGUCCAAAAACACCAGCACCAACAUAUGUUCCAACACCAGGCCCACAUGGACAAACCGUGAACCCCUCACCUACACCUGGACCAGGAGAAAGACCAUCACCACAGCCUACACAGACCGUUCCAUUCUUACCAAAUCCUAAUCAAGUUUGUGUAUACAAAGGUAAAACAUACACACAAGGACAAGCAUGGUAUGAUGGCUGUGACAUGAAAUGUGUUUGUGUCAAUGGAAUGACAGGAGUUUAUACUUGCUCACAGAGAUGUUCUCAGUAUGAUCAGAAUCCUAACUGUGUUUUGAUUCCUGAUCCAUCAGAUCCAGAAUGUUGUAAAAAACCACAAUGUACAUCCCAAAACACAAAUCCACCUGUAAUUGUUGGUACAAAUCCACCACGUCCACCUGUCUACCUAACAUUUGGACCAGGUGAAACCAUCAAUGGUGGAACUAGACCAACAGUCCCCGCUCCAGAAGUAUGUAUUUAUAAUGGAAAAACAUACAGCCAAGGACAAAAAUGGCAAGAUGGCUGUAAAUACACAUGUGAAUGUGUUAACGCUAAAAUAGGAAUGCACAAAUGUAUUCAGAGGUGUGCAGACAUGAGCAUGAUUCCACCAACCUGCAAACUGAAGUAUAAUCCAAUGGACCCAUGUUGCCCAUUACCAGAUUGUCCAAACCUGUAUGUCACUCCAAUACCUGGAACCAACAGAACUGUCCAACCACCAACCCUAAACCCUCUCAUGCCACAGCCUAAAUAUUGUGUAUAUAAUGGUGUGCCAUACACACAAGGUCAAACAUUCAAUGUUGGUUGUGAAAAGAGAUGUCGUUGUGAUGAUGCUUCAACAGGACAUAUAACUUGUGAUGAUCGAUGCCCUACAUAUCCACCAUUGAAAGAUGGCUGCCAGCUUUUGACAGAUCCAAGUGACCAGUGUUGCCAGGCUCCUCUGUGUGUUGAUACAAACCCCAAAACUCCAUUCCAAGUCAUCACAGCUCCAAAGGGUUCAUUUACUGGAGGCAAUCAACCUCAAGUUGGACCAAAUAGUCAAAUAGUUCUAUCAACUGGAAAAGCCUGUGCAUACCAUGGACAAAUAUACAGACAAGGACAGAAAUGGAAGGAUGGCUGUUUAUUUGAAUGUGAAUGUUUCGAUGAAUCAACAGGCCGAUACAGAUGUACUGAAGUAUGUCCAAGACAUCCACAAGUUCCAUCUUAUUGCACAUUGGUACAAGAUCCUAACAAUGAUUGUUGCCAGGCAGUCUACUGUCCAUUACAACCAACAAAUCAACCUCCUUAUACAGGAGCACCAACUCAAGCACCACUGCCUUACACUGGUGUUCCCACUCAAAGUCCAACUGGAGGACCAUAUGUAACACCUAAACCUACACCAAUGUGUGUGUACAAUGGCGUAGCAUACAGACAAGGACAGCAAUGGUACGAUGGAUGUGAUUUGACCUGCAGAUGUGAAGAUGCAAUGAAAGGAUACUACCGUUGUCAACAAAGAUGCAAUAGGUACGACAGUUUACCACAAGGAUGUACUUUGGUGGCAGAUCCAAGUGACCCACAGUGUUGUACAGUACCUCAAUGUCAGUUGAUCCCACCAAACGCAACACCUCAACCUGGAAUCUUCACUCCACCUGUACCUGUCUUUGGAUCAUUUACUGGCAGUGCUCCAAACCCAACACCUCAACCCACUCCUUCUCCAACAAUGAGGUUACCUAAUGGACAAAUUGUUGCUAUUACUCCCAAACCAGGACUACCAACACAGGCACCACCAACUCCUCAGCCAGGAUGUUUCUACAAGGGUAGAUCAUUUACACAGGGACAGAAAUGGGCUGAUGGAUGUCAAUAUAUAUGUGAAUGUGUUAAUGAUAUGAUUGGGCAGUAUAAAUGUACUGAAAGAUGUCAAAAAUAUCCAAACUUGCCAACUUACUGUACAUUGAUCCAGAAUUCCAAGGAUAGCUGUUGUCCAGUGCCUUACUGUGACAAGGUUAACCCAACUCCAUCCCUACCAGCAACCUAUCAACCAUAUGUUCCAACAACUCAUAAUCCAUUGUUUGUAAACCCAGGAACCAAUCCUGCAAUGACAGGCCAGCAAACUGCAUCACCAUUUGGAAAAGCAGGGUACUGUGUAUACAAUGGAGUGUAUUACAGACAAGGACAGACUUGGGUAGAUGGUUGUGACAAACGUUGUAGAUGUGAUGAUGUAACCACAGGUCUAUACAGUUGUACACAGAGAUGUCCUAUAUUCAACAACAUACCUUCAACAUGCUCAUUGGUUGCUGACAAUAAUGAUCCAUGCUGUACCGUACCACAAUGUAACCUGUUCCCAAGUACAGCAAGAUACACCGGCUCAGGCACACCACCAACAACUGCCAGACCAAACAUCAUUGUACCUACUCCAAUUCAGGGAGGACUGACAGGAGAAGGAACUCUUGCUCCUAACAAUCCACUCUAUAACCAAUUUGCUGGAAAUGGAACAGGUUAUUGUGCAUACAAAGGUAAAAUUUACAGCCAGGGACAGAGAUGGGACGAUGGAUGUGAUUAUAAAUGUCAGUGUAUUGAUGCCCUUAGAGGUCGUUACAAGUGUGAUUACAGAUGCCCGCAAUACUACAAUCUACCUGCCUACUGCCGCUACGAACAAGAUCCAAGUGAUUCAUGCUGCCGUAAACCCAAAUGUGAUCCAAGUCAAACAGUACAGCCACAAACAACACCUUCCAUAUACAACAAUCUAGGACCUACAGUUGCUCCCAACAAGCCAAAACCAUUGGAUAUGUGUGUUUACAAGGACAGGACUACACAUGCACAAGGAUCAAGCUGGGAUGAUGGUUGUGACCUCCACUGUACAUGUGAAAAUGCCACCUUGAACAUCUACCAAUGUCAAGCCAAAUGUAAACUAUUCCAGCAGCUUCCAUCUCAAUGUACAUUGGUCAGGGAUCCUGUUAACAGGUGUUGCUACAUUCCUAGAUGUGUCGCCACAGGAACCAACAUCCCACUGAACCCGUACUACAAUACACACAAUGGGUCAUCUAAUGUAACACCACAACCAGGAAAACUGAACAUUGUUCCACUAGGACAAUAUAAUGUUAUAUCUGGUAACAAUUGGCAAAAACCACAAGGAUCAACUUACACAGGAGUAGGAGGAUUUGGAGCAUGUGUUUACAAAAAUGUUGUGUAUAAACAAGGACAGUCCUGGGAUGAUGGAUGUGAUUAUGUGUGUACAUGUGCAGAUGCAACCAAAGGACAGUAUAAUUGUGUAUCAAAAUGUCCACAACUUCCCAAUCCUCUACCAAGCUAUUGCAAGAAAAUGUCCAUACCUGGUCAGUGCUGUGUAAAUGUGAAAUGUGACAUUCCUGGGGUAUCAUAUAAACCACCAAGUGAAAUCAUAGCUACUGCAGCACCAACAAAUUCAUUUGGAUUGAUCACUAAUAGACCAGGCAUUAUUAUUGUGGGGACUCCAAAACCAACAGCAACACCUGACUUGCCAGGAGGUGGCUUCCCUAUCCUUCAACAACAAUUUUCUCAAGUCAGAAGUCAGUGUAUAUUCCACCAGAAAGCCGCUGAUGGAAAACCAGAAAAAUACUUGGUGUAUAACCAAGGAGAAACCUGGAAAGAUGGGUGUGAAUUUAGUUGUCAGUGUAUGGAUGGAAAGACUGGAUACUACUAUUGUGAUCCUUUAUGUCCUGUAUAUAACAACUUACCAUCAAACAAAUGUUACCUAUCACGGGUUGAUGGACAAUGUUGUAACCAGCCUAGAUGUCAAUUGGACAGUGGUAAGGUAGUAAACCCACUGCAAACACAGACCAAAUAUACCAUUAUUGGAACACUGCCUAAUGGUUACACUGGAUUUGGUCCAAACUACAACUUCUCUAGUACAUUAGUGGGUGGUAACUAUCAAAGUCAAAGUGGUGGAAGAAAUGUCUGUAUAUACAAAGGAAAGAUUUACAAGCAAGGCCAACAGUGGAGUGAUGGAUGUGACUUUGACUGUAGAUGUGACGAUGCAAAUAGGGGUGCCUUCAGUUGUACUCCAAGAUGUCCAACCUAUACAUCACUGCCAUCAUUCUGUUCACUUGUAAAAUCUGACCGUGACUGCUGUGCUCGACCAGUUUGUCACAAGCCACCAGUCACAUUACAACCGCCAACAACAACGACUGCGUUACCCACACGUCCCACAUGUUCUUGGUGUAAUGAUGGACUAGACAAUUGUAAAUCUUACGGACAAUCUGCCUGCGAAGGCCAAUAUAAACCAUGGGCUAAACGUAACUGUGCUCAUUACUGCAACUUCUGUGAUUGCAGUGCUGCUCCCACGACAACAACAGAUCCUUUCACUGAUCCUACAUGUAUUGACAAAUUAGAUAACUGUGGUGACUUUGGAGACGACGCAUGUUCAGGAAUAUUUUAUACAUGGGCUCUUGAUAAUUGUCCAAGACACUGUGCAUUAUGUACUGCUUUACAUUCAACUGCUUCUCAAAAUAGAUGUCAGGAUAAACAAGCCACGAUUUGUAGCUCCCAGAAAAGUGUUAUCUGUUCAAAUGCUGCAUACAAACUUUGGGCUGAAGACAAUUGUCAAAAGACAUGUGACCUUUGUCCAGGACAAGUAAGAACAACACCAACACCUAAAGGUUGUUCAUUUAAUGGAAUUGAUUACCAACAUGGCGCUAAGUGGAAGGAUGGCUGUGACAAGAAUUGUACUUGUGUCGAUGGUCUCUACAAUUGUAUAGAUAUAUGUCAAAAAUAUCCAAAUCUUCCAUCAAACUGGCAACUAGUGAAAUCUCCUGGAGAAUGCUGUCCCCAUGUUGUCAUUGGAAUUGGUGAACCUGUAUGCAAUUAUGGUGGAAAGACUUAUAAGCAGGAUGAAACCUGGUCUGAUGGUUGUCAGUUUAGCUGUGUCUGUAAUGAUGCCAAGAAUGGUCAAUAUCAAUGUAAAGAAAAGUGUCCAGUAUGGCAUUUGCCUGAUGUUUGUACAUGGAAUCCAGCCAAACCAGGAAAAUGUUGUAGACAACCAACAUGUCCAAAACCAUAUGUCAUUACUGGAUAUCCAGAUGCAUAAAUUUCAUGAAUUGUUCUUUUUAAAUAAAGUUAUUUGUCAACAGGAA